UGGGAGUUGGAGUUUUUAAAAAUAGAAAUCCGUGGCAGUACGCAGUCGUGUUAUGUUUUGCAGUAUUAAAGAAAGAUCAAAUAACGCGUACCUUUCAAUGAGCAUUACAACCAGGUCAGCGCGACUCAUCUUUCUGCAGAUACUAUUAUUAAAAAAAAUAAUAAUCUAAAAACGUAAUUUCAUUUAAACUCAAGCACAGCUAUAUAAUCAUAAAAAUAUUAUAGGAGCCGAUAGCAGUUUAAAUUAAACGCUGUUUCCUGCUUGUUUCAGAACAUCUGCACGCAAAACAGAUAUGCGUGCAAACUGAAAGACUGUUGGAUAAGGACUGUGGUGGUUGUUAUCCGGGCCACUAGGGGGCGAGGUGUGCCUAGAACAAAUAUUUUAUUACAAAUUAAGGUUAAGAUCUUAAUGACCUUUGCAAUCUGUUUGUAUAAUAUAUCGGUUUUAUACUUGAUGCGGUACUCUCCGGGGAUGGAAAGAAGACUCUCAUCACGUAGCGGCGAGAUGCGGAUUGUUAAUGUAUUGCAGAAAACGCGUUAGCUGAAUACUAAAGUAAAAAGAAAAAAGAAAAAAAUAGUUUCUCAUCUGCUGCAUUCCUCCUGUUGUCCAGUAGGGUGCGCCUGGUGUCUCUGGUACGGUCUGCCGAGGGCAGUUCUCUCUAACAGGUUGUUUAGUAGGAAUAUCAAAACAAAAGCCAGGCAGAGGGGGGCAGGCAAGCAGCAGAGACGGCGAAACAGUGCCCCACCUACAGGCAGAUUACAUCCAGCAGUGAAGGCUGCUGGCAUUAACUGAUCAAAGCAAGCCCGCUGCUGGGUUGUUCUCAGUUUGCGUGUGCUUUAGUUUGUAGUAGCUAAUGUAUUGUUUCCAGUUGGACUGGUCCGGGCAGUUUGCUUAGUGAAAGCUUCGGGGUUGUGUUUACUGGGAGAGGAGGGACUUCACAGCGACGCUUCCCCCCUCGUCUCCGCAAGCAGGCUUGACUGCGUGUGACGCCGGCCAGUUUGCAAACCGAAAAGGUGAAGCCGAGCCUCAGCAGGUGGACUGUGUUUAGAAGUCAGGGUCUGCCUUUGCUACCAGCACAAAACAACGCAACUUCAUCGGCAAGACGACAGGAAGGAAGCCGCCUUGUUUAAAAAAAAAAACAAAACAAACCCACAACAUUCCGGCCAGGAUAAUCCAGUUGGAAAAUAAAACAAAACAAGAUGAUGUUGCUGUCCCACCUGCUGUGAUGACAUCACAGGCACGUUGCCAUAGAAACCAGGGCCCCCGCACACGUAGCUGACUCAUAUCCCCCAUGCCCCUCCCCCUCGGACUGGUUGAAUCCCUGGUGCUGCAGUUGCUGGAUGCUCAGACUUCCGCACAGUAAAUGGCAACGCGGGUGGAGGUGAAGAGACCCGCCCUGGCCCUCUCGGAGCCACGGGAGCGAGUGAGUGAGAGCCGUCUCUCCAGAGCACACGUCAGCCCGCUCACAGACUCCAGCAACAAGGCUCCGGAGCUGGGCCCUGGGGCGCUCAUCCUGCCCGAGGAAGGCAGCAAGCCAGCACAAACCUUCAGCACCGGAGGCAGCACCAGUAACAACAUGCCCUCCCUGGGGCCCAAGCCCAGACUCACCGCUAAACCCUUUGCCCUUGAGAAAGCCCCCAUUAGGCCUAUCGUUGCGCCCAAGCCGGCUCCCAAGCCUAAAGGGGUCCCUGGAAAGCCGGCUCUGACACCGAGUGGGCCGCCGAAGCCGUCGGAAAGCAGGACCGCUGAGCCCCCCAAAUCUGCACCGCUGCCCAAAACCAGGACACUCCCGGAGACAGAAGCCCUCCCCCGGGAUUGGUUCACAGAGAUUGAGCCUCUCAGAGUCACCUUGUACGAGACCGUCACUAUUCAGAGAGCCCAGACCAUUGGGGCUGGACAGCAGGAGCGCCCCUCUGCAGAGACGAGGCGCACGGAGAACCCCAGACCCGAGGGGUCCCCCAGGCCUGCUGAGUGGAUAGCCCAGGCUGAGAGGCGUCCGGCCGUCUUCCCAGGCAGCUCUCUCUCCAGGGCCAAAUCAAUGGGCUUCCUGGGCAAGGCGGAGGUGGAUCAGGACAGCGCGGCCGGUGAGGCAGUGGGGAGCCAAGUGCCUGACAGCCAGGCCUCUGAACCCAGGGUGCGAAUGAGAAGCAAGACCAGGCCUGUGUCUGCUAUGUUCCCCAGUCCAGGCACCGAUCUCAGCCGCGCUGAUCAGGACUCGGAGCCCCUGUCCCAGGCUGAGAAGCCCUGGCUGCGCUCCCCGAGGCCCCUCUCCAUGGACCUGACCGCCAGGUUCGAAGCCAUCGGACUCUCGCUGAACCGGAAGAGUGGUAGCGGCCUCGCGUCUCCCGAGGAGAGCAAGGAGAACAUGCCAGCGGCUCCUGGGAAGCAUUCGGACACGGGUUCAAGAGGCGAGGAGGAACCUGAGCGAAGAGGCUUCCAAAAGAAGGAACCAACAGACGCUCCCGGGAAGAAAGCUGAGAAAGCGGAAGAGCCAAGAUCGGAGCUGGAUGAAGGGUGGAGCACAGAGAAGGCAACGUGGGAGGGCGAGAGGGAAACAGAAGGCCAGGAGGUCACGGAGAACAGAGGCGCUCCGGAGAAAGUGGCGGAAAAAAGCAUUCCAGAGGAGAAGCCUCCCGUUCCUGUCCCUGCUGCCGCUCCCUCUCCCUCUCCCUCUCUUGCUGCGGCAGAUUCUCAGGUGACUAAACGCGAGGAGGAAAACAGGGCUCCCCCUUCUGGUGGGAAUAUUAGGCGGCGCAUCAGCCUGCUGCUGGAAUCCAGCUCAGUGGGCGUGUCUAGUUCACCGGGGGCAGAGUCGUCUCCCCCGGCCACACCCCCGAGUGCCAGUGAGGUCAUCAACGUGGGGAUCAGGCAGCGAAUCAAGGAGCUGAAAGUGGGCAUGCCUGAGGCCAAACCUGAGCCACAGAGGAGGUCCUACCAGCCCCGCCCACGCUCCUCUGACCUCACCAAGCGGUUUUCCGCAGAAGCAAUGAGCCGGGAGACUCUGUCUCUCAGACCCACCGCGGAGAAGACUGCGACAGAGAUGGAGGGAACGAGGAAGGGGCCUGAGAGAGAGAACCAGGACCAGUACAGAAAGACUGAGGACCCGUCCCCUAGCCGGAGCGAGCAGACAGAUUCCAAAUUCCCGGAAUUCUCCUGGAAAAGCAUGAAGUCCACGCGACCGAUUCCUGAAAAUCUUCCGUCGUCGAAGCCUGAGGUGGUGACUCAGGUGGCUCAGAAGGGCAGCAUCCUGGGAGAGAAGCUGCCCCUGGGACCCCAGUGCGAGAGCCUUCCACAGGCCUCCGAGCAGCAGCAACCAGCGGGUAAGAAGCCAGACAGCAAAGCCAGGGACGGCUCCUAUUCCUCCUUCCAGACAGUGAGGGCCUCCCUGUUCGAAAACUAUGUGGUAAAGCACAAGGUGAUGGAAGCCCACAUCUGCUCGGAUAAUUCGAAUCUGAAACAGGAGACCACCGGAGGGAGGAAAGGGGUGCCUGAGCUGGACCAGGGCCAGUCCCCUGACUCUGUCCGCUGGGAGAGGGAGAGAUCUGGAACCUCCACCUCCAUCUCCUCUUCUUCUUCUUCCGAGUCCUUCCGCAGAAGUCUUCCCUACAGAGAUGAAGACCGCAGGAGCUCUCCGUCGACGGCUGCCUUGCAAGAUGAGCCCUCUCCCCUCGUCACCAGGGAGGUUUUGCCCAAAUGCGUUGUGGAGGCUGUGAGGGUCGAUCACGUCUUCGACACCAUUCAAGCGGUCAGCGAGAAGGCGGUCAGCGAGAGCGUGCCGGUCGCCCUAGAGGACAAAGCCAUGACCCUUCGAUCCCGGAGGCCGGCCGCGAAGGACGCCAGGGACAGUGAAAGUCCUUCAGUUCAGAGCCAGGGGGUCAGGCAGCAGCCAGUCCCUGUGAACGCCCCCAAAGGGGAACCAGUGCCAGAGAGAUCCGAUAAAAGGGAGCUCUAUAGGAAGCUACCUGUUGAGGAGACACAGUCUCGGGGUGCCAGCAGGAUGGCCAAGAGCAGGAUAAGAACUGAGGAGAGCGUGACCAGCCAGCAAGCUGUGCCGGAAAGGGUUAAAGUUCCUAAAGAGGAAAUUGUUUGGGGAGUGGCCGAUGAUGGGUCACUGGGAAGCAGAGGGACCAGGGCGAAACCCGAUGAGGGUCCUGCUGAAACCAAACAACCUUCCGGGGGAGCCAAGUACCUGAGGGUGGGGUCGCUGUUCAAGUGGAGGGCCGAAGCCCUGCAGGAGAAGGACGAGUAUUUUAAGAAAGAAACGCCGCACGCUCAGAGGGACAGUUCUCCGGACGCCUACAACUGGAGCUCAUCGGAGAAGAAGCCCCGCUGGUCGGAGGCAGAAUCAGCCGGGCGUCCCUCCACAACGGAAACCCAUUCGCUCUCCAAGGGCGAGGCCAGAACAUUUAAGCCGGGGCAGACCCUCUCCACCCAGGGGAAGACUGCGGUCAGUGAGUUUGAAGAGUUUAGCAGAGCGAAGGAGAACGAAUACCCUUCUGAAGUGCCUGCUGGAGACCACCGCAGGACGGCAGCCUCCUCUGGCAACCGGGGGACUAGCAUGAGGACAAGGGAAUACAGGCUGGCAAACAGUGGAGCUGAGGAAGUCAAGGCACCAAAGAGCUUGAAGACAGCAGACCAAGAUGUUGGGUUGAAGCAGCGUGGCAAUACCAGGGUGCGAGACACUCCUCCCAAGGAGAAGAGAAAAGACUCUGAGCCCAGGGCCACUUAUUUUGCACUGACUGGUCAGAUGCCAGACUAUCCACUCGAAAGCCUUGGAUCCAAAACCACGCAGCAGCAGCAGCAGCCCUCCGAGGGUGUGGGGAUAGAUGUAACCUUUGACGAUUUCUCAGUGAAGUCUUACAGAAGGUGGGGGGCUCAGGGGCAGGUCUUGAACUUGAAGAGGAACCCCUCUUUGGAAGCUGCCUACGGGAAGUCAAAAGUGAAGGACCUGGGGAUUGAAGACGCUCCCAAGAGUUACGAACGGACGGCAGCGGGCAGCAGGAGCGAUGAGGCUGGGGAGGAGACCGGCAAUAAAUCUCAUAUGAGACCAAAGGUCCUGAAUGUGGAUGCAGUGCUGCACGAGAGUAGGAGGGACAGCCCUGAAUCAGAAAAGCCUGCCUGCCCAGACCCGCAGAGCUACCAACCCCCUCGGGGCAGCCGCGAGAUGGAGGUUGACGGGGUAACAAAGGGGAACGCUCCCACCUCCAGAGCUGAGGAAGGCUACAGGAUGGAAGUCCUGGAUAUUGAUGCCCUAACUGCGGAAUACAAAGGCAUGUCCCCGAAGGUGACUGACCCCUGGCAGAAGAGGCUCGAAGAGGAUUGCUAUCCCCUAGCAAGGACUUCCAGGGGUUCAUCGCAGCCUUCCACAAACCUGGACAGCCCCAGUGGGGCCAGGACCUACGCGGCUUACCAGCCUAGCGACCUGCCCAAGCCGGAACCGCAAAAACCAACCGGCUUUGUAGAUUCCUAUUCCAGGGAGGAAAGGAGGGCUAAACCUGACUACAUAUACCCGGAAACCACAAGGCAUUCUCCCCUAGAGAGAAACUCCUCCUUGGAAGAUGUUUAUGCUACAAGCAGGAGCUCGGAGGCGGACUGGAGACUGGACUACAGGAGGGACACCCCCAAACCUUCCUGGGUGCAGCAUUCGGAGUCUGUCAGGGAUUCAGAUCACGGUGCCGGCAGGGAAAAGAGGGUUGGGCAUGCGGUGGAUGAAGCCCUGGGUAGCCGACUCAAACAGAGGGUCAAGGAGCCCAGGGAAGAGGACCUCUGGCUGCCCUCUGCCAAGCCGGUCACUAGCCAGUCAACCAGGCUGGAGAACGACUGGUACAUUCCCAGAGUGUCUGUGAGCAACGAGAGGCACGGCCAGGAGUCCAGGUCCUAUCUACCCAGAGAGACAGCAGCGUCUGCCCGGGCCCCUUACGAGGCAGACGCGAGGAGACAGUCCAGGAAGAAGGAGCAGGAGUUAGAGCCCCACUAUCCUGAGCCCAGGAAACAUGGGUACCCGCCGGCCCAGGACAGCCCUGUCGCCCCAGCGGAGUCCAGCAGGGGGAGGCAGAGCUUCCCUCAGGAGAGCGGGCUGAAGAGGAGCAAGAGCAUGCACCGUCCGCGGGCCCUCGCGUGGGGAGAGAAGAAGGACUCCUCUCGGGAGCGCUCCAAGAGUUCCUCGCGGAAGAGUUUCGGAGCGGAGGACACCCUCGAUGGCGCCUCUCUGACCCGAAUGAGGGCCCACAGCAUGAACCGCGAGAGGACCAGCGAGCGGGGCGCGGACCAGCUGAAGCAAUGUGUCACCAAGCCGAGCUCUGACUCCAAGGACACAGACACGCUGGUCCAUGAGGCUGACAGCCAGUAUGGCACGUGGGACACGGGACUCCGCACUGAUGACAGCCUCACGCCUGCCACCCCGACGGGGAGCAGCAGCCCCAGCGCGUCUCUGCGGAGACGAACCCCCGACCGGGACUCUGCGCUGUCCCUCUCCUCCAGCACGCCGGGCGAGCUCGUCGAGACAGCCUUCCCUGACCAGCCCACGUCGUUCCUGGACUCGAGCGCUCUGAAGACCCGGGUUCAGCUGAGCAAGAAGAGGAUCAAGCGCACCCUGCCCUCGCGCUCGGUGCGCCUCAGUGGAGUGCCAGCAGGGGGCGACAGGCUCUCAGUCCUGCUGGAGAACACAAGGGCAGAUGACUGGAUGUUUAAAGACUCCACAGAGGAGAAGCCAGUGCGGCAGGCUGAGGAGGAGGACUCGGACGAGGAGGAGAGACCCAGGCGGAGUGAUCGAUCCCCAGCCUUGCAGCCACAGAGAGUCCCCCUCUUCCCUGGGAUGGACCCCUCUGCUCUCAAGGCGCAGCUGCGGAAGAGAAAAGACUCGGACAGUCCAGCAGAGGGUUCCCCUUCCUCCCAGCUCCCCAAAUCCCCCUUCUCGCAGGGGACUGCUGGCUGCAGAGUGCUGCCACCUGCUGGGGGCAAAGAGAAUGGCUCGGAGGAGAUGUCUCCGCAGUGGAUGAAGGAGCUGAAAUCCAAGAAGCGCCUCAGCCAAUACGAGAGCAACCCCUAGGAGGGGUCACAUUAAACAAGGAAGAAGUGGGAGGAGUUUUAACAGAAGCCUUAACCUUUGACCUGGACAUGAAUUCACAAUCUGCUGCUGCUGAUGCUGCUGUCGGGACGCCUCCUGUCUCGAUUUGCUAUGUGCAUGGUGCCUUCUUUAGAAAUAUUUUUGUGGACAAAACAGAGCUGCUUUAUGUUUGUACAGUAAAUGGCUAUAUUCCAGGACAUUGGAUUUUAUGAGCUGCAGUAGAGUACAAACACAGAACAGGGGGACCCAGCUACCCCACCCAUGCAGUAGCACUUCUGCGGGGUCACUCCAGUGGAACUCGAACCCUUGACCCCCCGGAAGUAUUCCACGCAAGCCGCCACCGAGAACGGAAAUGGAUGUGUUCGUUUACCCAAGAGAAAGUGACUCUCGUUCGUCUCCAUCUUUUUCAUUUCUCCUUGUUUGUUUUUUUUCAGCCCAGGUAUGUAAGAGGUCGCUGUAGUUUUAAUGUUUUAAUUCUCCUUCUUUUUUUUACUUAUUUUAAACGUGCAAAUGAACAAAACAGUGUUGAAAGAACAAAACAAACAGGGUUUACUGCCGUGUGCGUGUGUGUGUGCGUGCGUGCGCGUGCGUGUUUGCAAUGGCUGCUAAAGAACAUUUAGUCAGCACUGGGACCUGCAGACAUGACUACACAAUGAUCUGUGAAACCUUUAUUUAAACAAGCAAGGAACAUCUAUCUAUCUAUCUAUAUAUAUAUAUAAUUAGAAACCAGCAAGAAUACGGUUAAAAAGAAAAUCAAACAAUCUCUUUCUUUCUUUCUUUUUUCAUUUGAAAACAAAAGCAAUAAUACCUUUUUGGAAAACAUAUGUUUUCAGAUUUUCUUUUUGUAAAAACAGCAAGGUUGUAAAUAUGUUGUCAUUUUUCUAUUUUUCUGUUCGUUGCUAUUAGCUCGGGGGCGUGGGAAUGCACUGCAGGUAGAGCUGUAUCUAAGGGAAGCCCACACACCCGGAUAUCCUGGGUCUGGCCUGGGAUAGAGGGGUUCUGUCUGUCCUUGCUUUAUUAAUCCUGUGUAAUGUCCCUGAUGUGUGUCUCCCCCCCCCAUCCCGCUCCCAUACCCCCAUACCCCCUCCCCCAUCCCUCUCCCGUAACCCCUCCCCCAUCCCUCUCUCAUACCCCUAUACCCCUCCAUCCCUCUCCCAUACCCUGAUACCCCUCCCCAUCCCUCUCCCAUACCCCGAUACCCCCUCCCCCAUCCCUCUCUCAUACCCCUAUACCCCCCAUCCCUCUCCCAUACCCCGAUAUCCCCUCCCCUCAUCCCUCUCUCAUACCCCGAUACCCCCUCCCCAUCCCUCUCCCAUACCCUCACACCCCUCCAAUACCCUCAUACCCCCAUCCCUCUCUCACACCCUCACACCCCUCCCAUACCCCCAUCCCGCUCCCAUACCCCCAUACCCCCUCCCCCAUCCCUCUCUCAUACCCCAAUACCCCCUCCCCUCAUCCCUCUCUCACACCCUCACACCCCUCCCAUACCCCCAUCCCGCUCCCAUACCCCCAUACCCCCUCCCCCAUCCCUCUCUCAUACCCCAAUACCCCCUCCCCUCAUCCCUCUCUCACACCCUCACACCCCUCCCAUACCCCCAUCCCGCUCCCAUACCCCCAUACCCCCUCCCCCAUCCCUCUCUCAUACCCCAAUACCCCCUCCCCUCAUCCCUCUCCCAUACCCUCACACCCCUCCCAUACCCUCACACCCCUCCCAUACCCUCAUACCUCCACCCCCCAUACCCCCGCACAAUCCAGGGAGGAGAGCCUUCAGAUGGUUGGCUGGUUUCUGACUUUUAUUAUCCAUUUUUGUGUACAUGAUUGAUUUGAAUUAAAUGUUGCGUCUCCCUCCAAACUGUGUUGCUGUAACGUUUCUCCUGGCAUGAAAUACUUCAUCCGUGUGCUUUUAACACUGAAGUGCACAUUGUGCUUUCAGACCUCUCUGCAGAGACGUCACAUUCUCAUACUUUUUGUAAUCCUUACCGUUGUCAUCUCGUCCGUGCCGCAAACACACUCUCGCACACACACACUCCCCAGGCAUUUCCUGUGCUGCGCUCACACAGCAGAAAGAUGACCGCAGUGCUGUCUGUCCCGACACAGCGCUCCCCCGGGUGUCAUGUAUGUACACACACACACACACACACACACACAUUUCUAAACCUCAGCCUUCACAGUGCCUAACCCUGCAGUGUCUAAUCAGGGAGAAGCGAUCCAGGACGUGGAAGCCAUCGCAGCCUCGCUCGUGUUGUGUGUUAGAGUCCUAGCUCUCCUUACCUCUGUGCUGCUUUCUCACUGAAAUUCACUUGGAUUAUUAUGUUGUUUUUUGCCUUUAAAAUGAAUUGCAUUGGGAUUACUUUACAAAAGCACUGUCAUGCUCGGAAAGCCUCGUUCCUUCAGCCUAACCAGAGCGGAAUGCGCUUUACAGUAACAGGGAUGGAGCUUCGAUGGGCGUCUUUACCCGCAGCGUCAAACCAGCCUGGAGUUGUGCUUUUCAGGUUUUUUUCCAAUCCAGAAACCGCAGGGCCAGGGUUUAUAGGGUCAAUAAGGGGAAAGGAGCAGGUGUUGGACGUGGAGAGGAAGGUAGAGUCGCAGGAUUCACCUUCCCCACAAACCUUUCCUCCCCGUCUCCCCAAACUCCAGGGCUAGCAAGAGCACAAGAGUCCUCUCCUGCCUGUGCUAAGAGACUGCAGACAGCAUCAGGACCAGAAAUGGGAAUCUUUCAGAUCAAAAUUGAAUAGAAUUAUUAUACUUUUUAAGAUAGGAAUGUUGGUGCAUAUAUAUAUAUACAUUUAUAUAUAUUGCUCAAGUCAUUGUUAAAUGUUUAGAGGCUUUUAAAAUGUUUUUAAUUUUCACAAACCGUGUUUUGCACACUUUGCGAUUUUCUUUUAAAAUGCCAUAAUUCUGUCAAAUUUUUGGGACAUUGUUAAUAAAUUUUUGGUAUCAGA
This is a messenger RNA of Acipenser ruthenus (sterlet), 10008 nucleotides long. RefSeq lists its product as uncharacterized. The transcript has 13 exons. The record is from RefSeq and is a predicted model, not a curated record. Bases 1364 to 7048 code for a protein of 1894 amino acids. Lineage: Eukaryota; Metazoa; Chordata; Actinopteri; Acipenseriformes; Acipenseridae.